AUGAAAGUUCUCUUGAAGAACCCUACGGAAGUCGUACCACCAAACAUCUCUAUAAACAGAUCUCCGCUCGUACCGGAAAGCGUCAACCUAAGCGACGUUUCAGACUUCAUCGCCGUUGGUAGCAAUGCGUCCGAAACGGCGAUCAGCGAUGUCAACGCAACGGAGCACAAAGCGGUUAUCAAACUGACGAAACCAGCCGAAAGCGGGAAGCCCUCCGAAGUCGACAAGGCGGGUUCUCACAAUCAAACUGCACCGGCAGCAGUCAGCGGUUCCUCUACCAACGGCACGACGUCCAACACGUCUACACUCAGCGAUGCACCAGCCGGCAACUUGUCGAUGUACAAGCCCGUCGUUUCGCCACUGAGCAAUGCGUCACUCACCGAUGCCUCCUCGUCCAGGAGUUACUUGGCCGUCGGCGGGUCGCGCUCCGAAGAAACUUCUCUGAGCUUCGAACAUUCGGCUAGUUACAGGUUAGAAGACAAAGGAGCCCUGCCAGCGGCGGACUCCGCUGCGGUCGACAAGUCGUCCCCCGGCGUGAAGUCCCCCGCAGACGCGAACGGGUCACCCGCGCAGGACGCGACCGGCGCAGCAGCGGCCAACCCACCCAUCGCCCAAGGUUCGCAGUCCAACAACAAGGCCCAGGCUAUCGCUGCGUCUGGCUCGAGUGACAAGUCAUCGGAGGCAGUGAAGCCCUUCAAUGAACCACACGUAGACGCCAACGGGUCACCUGCGCAGGACGCGACCGGCGCGGCAGCGGCCAACCCACCCAUCGCCCAGGGUUCGCAGUCCAACAACAAGGCCCAGACUAUCGCUGCGUCUGGAUCGAGUGACAAGUCAUCGGAGGCAGUGAAGCCCGCCAAUGAACCGCAGCCUAGCGCGCCCUCUGGAGCCGAGAGGAAAUCGGCUGCCACUGACUCGGCAGAAAAUCCGCUAGCCGUCAACACUUCCGCGGGCGCUAACGCGGUGCCUUCGGGUGCAGCGAGCGAUAUCGGCUCACCUGCGAAGAAAGACGCUGCGGCUGCCCCAGAAGAUGCUGCACACGGGUCGCCGUCGUCGGCGGGAUCCGACUCGAAAGCCAAUAUCGAGCCCAAACCAGGUGAUGCAGGCCUGGCAGCGAAAGACAAAGGCGAUGGUGCACACCCCAACCAAGCCGUGGAAGAGAAACAUGCUGACAAAUCGAAAGACGUGACGGAACAUGGCGCGGACUCCCUGGCACCCGGCCCGAGCGCCCAGCGACCUCUCUUCUGCGAAGCGCGCAAGGCCAUCUUGCGGCCGCUGGCAUCUUACUGCACGCACAUCCUGUUCGGUCGGCUCCCACUCGUGGCGACCAACGGCGUGACUGCGGUCGGGGACUUCGACAGCGCCACCCAAGAGCAACUGCAUCUCGCCUCCGUGGUGCGACCAGGCUGGCCUCACGUCAGCCUGAUGACCACGCUUGGUGGAGGAGGUGAGAAGGACGACAUUGCCUUGGCCAAGGCCUUCGAGUCCGGUGUCUCUGCGCUGGACGAGCUGGCUACCCAGGCGGCAAGCCUGGUGCGCAAGCGAGGUCUGGACGGCCUCAAUGUGCACUGGUCAGUGCCGGACCUCGAAGGAGACGUGGAAGCGUACGCCGCAGGGCUGGUCGACUUCGUCAAGAAACUGCGGAAGGAGCUCGGUCCUUCGUCCAUCAUCACCGUUGUGCUGCCAAGCGAACCCGAGGAGAGAAACUCGGCCUUCAACGUCAGGGAACUUCAACCGUUGGUCAACUUCCUGUUCGUGAGCACUCACGACACCUUCAGCCCGUACUCGACGCUCACGCACUUCAACGGGCCGGCGCAGGACAUCGACACUGGAGGCAUGUUCACCGCCAUCUCUGACGUGAUGAAGCAGCUGAACGCCAACCAGUCGCGGCAGCUGUGCUUCACAUUCGGACUGUCCGGCGUCGCCUAUAAGGUUGAUGCCGACGCACCGCUUGCCAAGUACGUGCCCCUGGUCGGAUCAGCCAACUCGAGGAGCGCACAGGGCACGCCCAACGCUGGCCAUCAGGCGAAGGAAGGACGGGUCAUCACAUAUGACGAGGUGUGCAAGUUGAACCUGACCUGCCACAAGGCGCACGUGGAGAAGAGCUGUUACGACAAAGUCGGGGACACGUGGUACGGUUACGUGGACGAAGAGGCCGUUGCCUCAAAGGCCAAGUGGAUUCUAAAAGACGGCUGGGAGAACCUGUGCGUGGUGGCGUGGAACGUGGACGCGGACGACGUGAAGGGCAGCUGCCGAGGCGACGCGGCGGCGUCUUACCCGCUGCUCCGCAGCCUCAGCCAAGCCACCACUGCCUUGGCCUACUGAACAGCAG
Molecule: messenger RNA, 2332 nt
Organism: Rhipicephalus sanguineus (brown dog tick)
Lineage: Eukaryota; Metazoa; Arthropoda; Arachnida; Ixodida; Ixodidae
Exons: 16
Coding region: 1-2325 (774 amino acids)
Biological process (GO): chitin catabolic process; carbohydrate metabolic process
Cellular component (GO): extracellular region
Molecular function (GO): chitinase activity; chitin binding
Source: RefSeq, a predicted model, not a curated record